Messenger RNA from Etheostoma cragini (Arkansas darter), 2018 nucleotides. It is a transcript of the gene cited4b, whose product is annotated as Cbp/p300-interacting transactivator, with Glu/Asp-rich carboxy-terminal domain, 4b. Bases 282 to 1121 code for a protein of 279 amino acids. Lineage: Eukaryota; Metazoa; Chordata; Actinopteri; Perciformes; Percidae. The transcript has 2 exons. The record is from RefSeq and is a predicted model, not a curated record. Gene Ontology annotation, biological process: regulation of DNA-templated transcription. Gene Ontology annotation, cellular component: nucleus.
AGAAGAGGCAGGACCGAGGCUCCACCUCUCCUCACUGCCUUCCUCUGAGCUUGUUAGAUGUACAUAAUCCCUGAGUUGACCCAGAAAAUAGGCAGUCGUUUCAAGAUCUGAUGCGGCAGUCUUUGUGCACACCGUCCCCGCUUGAGCAUGAAGCGUAACCCUGUGGAAUAUAAACUGUAAUUCAGAGGAGCUUACCUUUACAGAGGAAAACUGUUUUUAUAGACGGACUCGAGGCAAAGUCGCGCAACUUUGUGAAAACGUAGCGGAUACGGACAAGAGGCAUGGCAGACCAUCUGAUGAUGCCCAUGAAUCACAGCUCAGCAGGCGCCAGUAUCCACGGUUACAGGAUGGGCAUGAACGGUGGCCUGCAGGCAGGUCACCCGCAGCAUCCCAACCAGCAGGGCAUGCGCGCGCUGCCCAAUGGCCAGAUGAUGCACUAUGGUGGUGCCCAGGCCAACAUGGAGACUGCCAUGAGGCAGCGGCAGGGCAUGGUGGGUGGACCCAUGAAUGGACAACUGAAUGGGGGCCAGAUGGGUCACCACCAGAUGACAUCUGGUAACAUGAUGUAUAAUGGCCCUCCCCAGCAGCAACAGCAUCACCCUCAGCAAAACCAUCACAUGCAUCCACAGCAACACCAACAACAACAACAGCAGCACCAGCAACAAGUCCAGCACCCGCAGCAGCAACAGCACCCGCAGCAGCAACAACAACACCCGCACCCUCAACAGCACCAGCAGCAACAGCACCCGCAGCAGCAACAGCAGUUUGUGAACGGAGGGUUAACGUCCCAGCAGCUAAUGGCCAGUAUGCAGCUGCAAAAACUAAACACCCAGUACCAUGGACACCCACUGGGGCCUAUGGGUGGGAACCACAUGGGGCCCACGGGCCAGUAUCGCAUGAACCCAGCCCAGUUGGCUAACAUGCAGCACAUGGCCGGGCCGGCACUGGCCCUGAACGGCAUGGACGCAGAUAUGAUUGACGAGGAGGUUCUGACCUCGCUGGUCAUGGAGCUUGGCUUGGAUCGGGUCCAAGAGCUGCCAGAACUCUUCCUGGGCCAAAAUGAGUUUGACUUCAUCUCAGACUUUGUAAGCAAACAGCAGCCCAGCACCGUUAGUUGCUGAGAGGACCCGAUUUGCCAAUGGGUGCAAAUGGAGACAGAAGAGUGAGAAUUGUCCAGGGUGGAUGAAGAGUGCUCAUCUUUUCACUUUUUAUUUACUGAGCACCUCCCUGUACAACUAAGCCCAGCUGCGGCAAGCAGGGUGCGCAGAAGAGAACUCUGGAUAUCCACAGGGAACACACAGUGCUUGAAUCCUGCAUGUUCUAGUGGCCCGAGGGUGGCUGCCUUCAAGGUCGAAUUUCACUUCUCCUAUUUCCUGGACAUGAAUGUAAUAAAGAAAUGCUGAAAUUCUUAAAAGCCACUCUGAACAAUGCAAUGACACUGUGUAGCCUCCAAGCCUGGACUCCAAGACAGUUAACCAGUACAAAGGUGUAUUUAUUUAUUCCUGUCUGAGAAAACUGAUAUAAAGAAUAACCACCUUCUCCAUUUUGGGAACCAAGUGGUUUUAAUGAUUUUUUUUUUUUCUGAGAGUAAGAUGGGGGAGACAAUUUAAAUUAAGUUCUCUGCUUGUGAUUUUUUUUUUCCUCAUUCUAUUUGGCCUAGAAUUUAAAUAAGCUCAGAUGACAAGGUCAUUUAAAAGAGAGCCUGGGUUUUCUAUCAUAACUAAGGCACGAUAGAAGUACAUUGUUAUCUCAUUUGAAUGGGAGCCUCAUCCAGAUCUUUUGGUAAAGUGCUGCCUUCUUAGAUGUGAUGUUCUCAAAAAUCUACUGCUUUUCCUGUAUGAAGCUGUAUAACUCCAUGUCCACACUGUUGUGUUCUAUUGGAGAUGUAGAACCGCCUUAAUCACGCAGAUUCUUAUUUAUUGGUUGUUUAUAUUGUCCCCUUUUUGUCGUCAAGGUGGGGGAUGGUCUUUGUGAAGGGGGUAUUGAGGAUCAAUAAAGAUGGCCUGGAUAGAAAUGUG